Pseudozyma hubeiensis SY62 is the source of this 225-nucleotide messenger RNA. RefSeq lists its product as hypothetical. Bases 1 to 225 code for a protein of 74 amino acids. The record is from RefSeq and is a predicted model, not a curated record. NCBI's taxonomy places the organism in Eukaryota, Fungi, Basidiomycota, Ustilaginomycetes, Ustilaginales, Ustilaginaceae. The transcript has a single exon.
AUGGAGCAAAACGAGGGAGACGGUGAAGAGGAAGCAGCGAAAGGGAUCAUCGAGACGGACAUCGACCGGAUCGGUGCCAGUUUUAAGCAAAGAGGAAAGGAUGAUGGACGAUCUGGUGAACGAACCAAGAGGAGACCGAGCAAGGCCGUCCGUACAGCACCGAAAGGGGACGGGCCGAGAGGAACCCCUUCCGAAGAUCUGGUCACUCACGGUGGAGGUGUGUAG